This is a messenger RNA of Trypanosoma theileri, 591 nucleotides long. RefSeq names its product hypoxanthine-guanine phosphoribosyltransferase. The annotation marks the transcript as partial. Gene Ontology annotation, molecular function: hypoxanthine phosphoribosyltransferase activity; magnesium ion binding. The record is from RefSeq and is a predicted model, not a curated record. The transcript has a single exon. Gene Ontology annotation, biological process: purine ribonucleoside salvage; hypoxanthine metabolic process; guanine salvage. NCBI's taxonomy places the organism in Eukaryota, Euglenozoa, Kinetoplastea, Trypanosomatida, Trypanosomatidae.
AUGUCGCGCCAUUACGACUUUGCCAGCAAAAUGCUCUUCACACAAGAAGAGCUGCAUGCCCGUAUUCGCAGCACCGCUGAACGCAUUGCCGCGGACUACAAAGAUAAGAAUCUAACUCAUCUCGACAAUCCCCUUGUGCUUGUAUGUGUAUUAAAAGGCAGUUUCAUCUUUACUGCCGAUCUUGCCCGUGCCUUAUGUGAUGCCGGUGUUCCUGUCCGUGUGGAGUUUAUCUGCGUGGCCUCUUACGGUGCGGAUGUGAUGUCUUCUGGUCAAGUGCGGCUUCUCUUAGACACCCGGCACAGUGUGGAGCAGCGGCAUGUGUUGUUGGUGGAGGAUAUUGUGGACAGUGCCCUCACACUGCAGUAUCUCUACGCCCACUACACCGCGAGAGGCCCGGCGAGUCUGCGGAGUGUUGUCCUGUUGGAUAAACCCACCGGCAGACGUGUUUCCUUUUCACCGGAUUACGUGAUCGCGACGGUGCCGAAUGCGUUUGUGGUUGGAUAUGGAUUAGACUACGAUGAGUCCUACCGGGAGGUGCGGGAUGUGGUGGUGCUGGACCCAAAGGUAUACACCCAUCGACUCCAGCAGAAG